This is a messenger RNA of Meloidogyne enterolobii, 545 nucleotides long. Lineage: Eukaryota; Metazoa; Nematoda; Chromadorea; Rhabditida; Meloidogynidae. The record is from the annotation of a GenBank genome assembly.
AUGUCGCUUUUGAAUGUGACUGAGAAAGCCAAAUUAACUAUUCUUGGAUAUUAUUGUCUUGAUUUGGAGGUUGCGUCAUCUGUUUUUGGUUCAGAAGUUCAAGCAAAAGACGGAAAUACUCCCCCAUCAUCAUCAUUGAAUUUUAGAAGAUUUUCUCCAACAGAAGAAGAUAAUUCACAUCCAUAUCAAAAUAGAGAAUAUUUUUCUUUAUUUCUUUCGUUCGUUUUGCAAGAAGAUUUUUCUUUAGAAGAAAUGAACAAAAUAAAGGCUUUUUGGUUGGAAGAUAAAAACCUUCUACAAUCGAAAGCUGUGGUAGCUCAACCGGAAAUUGUUCAGCAUGAUGAUCAAUUGUAUUCUAUCAAUUCACUUCAAGAUAUAAAGAAGACUAGAGGUAUGAGUACAUUUCUCAAUUGAGAAUUUUUGUUGUGGUGCUUAUUGUUAGACUUUGUUUUAGUUGGGGGAAAUUUAAUUCUAGUUCUCUCUUUUUGUUGGUUUGUCUGAAUGUGGUUAACUCGGAUUACCUUAUUUUUUCACAAAAUUUUAAA